Molecule: messenger RNA, 1335 nt
Organism: Dreissena polymorpha
Lineage: Eukaryota; Metazoa; Mollusca; Bivalvia; Myida; Dreissenidae
Exons: 1
Coding region: 1-1335 (444 amino acids)
Biological process (GO): DNA integration
Molecular function (GO): nucleic acid binding
Source: RefSeq, a predicted model, not a curated record
AUGUCAAGCUCCUGGCUUGUGGGACCACAUUUCUCUGGAAGUGCGGAAAAUAAGGUGCCAUAUUGCUUAGUGAACCCUGAUGAAGACAAAGAAGUGAGACCAGAGGUGACGACUAUGGCAACAAAUGUUACAGAGAAGACUAAACUUGGCACUGCAAGAUUCUCAAGGUUUUCAUCAUGGACCCGUCUUUUGAUAGCACUUUCCUGCAUAAAGCACAUUGCCAAUAGUUUCCUCUCCCGUGAAAACAAGUCAGACUGUACUGUAUGGCAUGUGUGUUCCAAUUCACAGGACGUUUCUCACCACAGUCAAGCUGCAGUUAUUAUCUUGAGAGAGGUACAGAAAGAACAUUACGCAGAUGAGUAUACGUCAUUGGAGAGAGGGAGACAACUUCACCCAAGCAGUCCAAUUGGCAACUUAUCUCCUCUUGAUGAGCAAAAGGUCAUGCGAGUAGGAGGGCGACUGAAGUUUUCUGAUUUGCCCCAUAUAGAGAAGCACCCUGUCAUUCUCCCCGAAAGUCAUAAUGUAGCAUGCCUACUGGUUGAACAUUUCCACAGAAAGGUACGUCAUCAGGGACGCCACUUCACUGAGGGGGCUGUACGAGCUGCUGGAUAUUGGAUUGUAGGAGGGAAAAGGCUUAUUUCCUCAGUAAUUCAUAAUUGCGUCACAUGCCGUAAACUACGUGGAUCGUUUGAGACCCAGAAAAUGGCAGACCUGCCUAGAGACCGUCUAACCAUUGCACCCCCCUUUUCCUAUGUUGGUGUUGACACCUUUUGCCCAUGGCAAGUUGUCAGCAGGAAAACUCGUUCUAGUCAAGCAUCCAGUAAACGAUGGGCCAUCAUUUUCACAUGUUUAGCUGUAAGAGCCAUUCACAUUGAAGUUGUUGUUGAAUUAUCGUCAUCAGCAUUUACGAAUGCAUUGCGUCGCCUUAUUGCUAUUCGUGGACCUGUCAAGGAAUUCCGGUCAGAUCGGGGCACCAAUUUCACAGGAGCAAUAGACCUUCUUGAGAUAAACUCAAUGAGUGUGGAGCAAAAAGCCUUCCGCAAGUUCUUGAAUGAUAGUGAGAUCAUUUGGCGCUUCAACCCACCACAUAGCUCUCAUUUCGGAGGUGUCUGGGAGCGCAUGAUUGGUGUUUCCAGAAGAAUUAUUGAGCAAAUGCUCAUGAACGUGCCACAUUUAACACACGAUGUGUUAGUCACAUUCAUGGCCAAAGUAUGUGCGAUUGUUAAUUCCCGCCCUAUUACACCUGUGUCCAGCGACCCGGAGAAUCCUGAAAUCCUCACUCCAGCCAUUCUACUUACACAAAAGUCAGGUCCCGUUACAUCUUGUGCAGCAUAG